Molecule: messenger RNA, 1770 nt
Organism: Cyclocybe aegerita
Lineage: Eukaryota; Fungi; Basidiomycota; Agaricomycetes; Agaricales; Hemipholiotaceae
Source: the annotation of a GenBank genome assembly
CAUGGUCUUGGAAAUCGAAGUAGAGGUGAUGUCCGACCUUCUGCGGCUUUACGUGGGGCACUCUGUCUCAGCAGUUGAACUAGUCGGAAUAUUAAAGAAAAACGUCGCCCAGUCCACCCAUCCACACCAUGGAUUCUACCAUCUUACGCGCUAUUGGAAUCGGAGUCCUCGCAACUUGCUUGUGGGUUUUCGCCGUCGCCUCCGAGCGACAGCUCUCGAUAAUUUGCCGGGGCCGCCAGCCAAGUCUUGGCUUUUUGGUUCUUGGGAACAGCUGUUUGGUCGGGGCGCAUGGGAUUACCACCGCCAAAUAUCGGAAACUGACGGAGAGAUGAUCCGAGUUAAGGGUCUAUUUGGGGCCAACAACCUUUACGUCUACGAUCCAAAGGCCGUACACCAUAUUCUCGUCAAGGACCAAGACAUCUAUGAAGAGACAGCAGGCUUCCUCAGGACCAAUAAAUUUACUUUUGGGGAAAGCUUUUUUACUGCACUCGGAGACCGUCAUCGCCUCCAUCGGAAGAUGCUCAACCCCGUCUUUUCAAUUGCUCAUAUGCGUGAGAUGGUUCCACUCUUUUACGAAAUUUCGCACAAGCUCGAAAAUACUCUCAGGAAGAUGACGGCAAACGGUCCAAAAGAGAUUGACAUCUUAGAGUGGAACACUCGACUUGCACUCGAACUCAUUGGUCAAAGCGGACUUGGAUACACCUUCGAUACAUUAGAAGAAGGGUCGACCCCACAUCCAUACGGGAUCGCGUCGAAACAGUUCAGGCCGCUCUCAGGCGGGUUUCCUGCAAGCGUUGCGAAAGAGGUAAUAGCGCCUAUUAUGGCCCGUUUCGCGGGCCCGAGGGUCGGUCGUUUCUUGGCGAACUGGGUUCCGUGGAAGGACCUGCAGGGAUUCCGCGAUGUUAUAGACACACUGAACGGCACGGCAGAUGAGAUCCUUAAGGAGAAGAAGAAGGCCAUUCUUGCAGGUGACGAGGCAAUGAAGGCGCAGGUCGGCCAUGGAAAGGAUAUCAUGAGCAUCCUAGUGAAGUCCAAUAUGACUGCCUCGCUCGAGGAUAAGUUGACCGAUGAGGAGCUCCAUGGUCAAGUAGGGUCUCUUACCUUUGCGGCCACUGACACGACUUCAUCUGCGUUGUCGCGUAUUUUGUCUCUCCUUGCCCAAAACAAGGAUUACCAAGACCGGGUCCGACAGGAAAUCAGGCGAGCCAAAGAAGACAACGGAGGCCAUGAUAUCGACUAUGACACCUUGGUCUCUCUUCCUUUCCUUGACGCCGUCUGCAGAGAAACGCUUCGCUGGUAUCCGCCUGCUCCGUAUCUGCUACGAGGUGCUCGGGCGGACAUGGUCUUACCGUUAGCAACACCUGUCAAAGGAAUCGACGGAACCGACAUACACGAAAUACCAGUGCCCAAUGGUACCACUGUCUUUGUCUCCAUAAUCUCUUCGAACACCAAUCCUCGCCAUUGGGGUCCGGACUCUUACGAGUGGAAGCCUGAAAGGUGGUUGAACAGACUCCCGGAUACUGUGAUCAACGCUCGUAUCCCAGGCGUAUAUUCACACUGGCUUACAUUCUUCGCCGGUGGGAGGUCUUGCAGUGGCUUCAAAUUCUCGCAGCUCGAAAUGGAGGUUGCGCUUGCCCUCCUGCUCGAUCAGCUCGAGUUCACGCCAUCCAAAGAACCAGUCGUCUGGCAAAUGACGGCUGUCGCUCUCCCUCACCCCGACCAUGACAGCGUUAAGCCGAGGCUCCCUCUCGUGAUCAGUAGAGCGGCAUA